Molecule: messenger RNA, 2013 nt
Organism: Aspergillus ruber CBS 135680
Lineage: Eukaryota; Fungi; Ascomycota; Eurotiomycetes; Eurotiales; Aspergillaceae
Product: mRNA export factor mexA
Exons: 3
Coding region: 1-2013 (670 amino acids)
Biological process (GO): poly(A)+ mRNA export from nucleus
Cellular component (GO): nucleus
Molecular function (GO): RNA binding; protein binding
Source: RefSeq, a predicted model, not a curated record
AUGAAGGGUGGAAAAGGUCCUCGACGCUCUGGUGGGACGGAUCGCGGAGGCAUUCGCAAGCGGGGUGGUCCUACACGAGUAGAUCGAGAUGGUGAUAUGGAGAUGGAUGCUGCUGGUGGAGGUGCUCGGGGCCGUGGCAAGAGAACACGAGGCGAUCAAGGCCGCCCCUCAGGCCCUCGGGCUCCUGCAGUCGAUGCGAUCCAAAAGGCGAUUUCCGGCAGCACCACCACCCCCCAGGUCAACAUCCGACAGGGCGGCAAAGGAAGCAACCUCGAACAAGUCAGCAUCCGUGGAUGGAAACAAAGCAAGGCCGCUUCGAAUCGGGACGGUGGCCACGAAAGCCUGAUCACCUUCCUGGAGAAGAAAAUCAAUGCAACCGACUCGAAAGCUGGCUCGCGCGCAAGAAUAUCAAAGUCGCGGAUUGAGGGGGACACUCUAAUCGUCUCGAUCCGGCCGGAUUUGCUGGACAGGAUUCUUCGUCUAAAUGGGUUUUCUUUCGCUGGAGCUCCUCUCACGGUCGAGAAAUAUGAUGCCAUGACCGAUCAGCCUAUGAUUUCGGACAUUGCGCAAAAUGGCAGCUCUUCAUCAGCUGCCGACACAAAAGCCAAAUUAUCGACUAUCCUCGCCAAGCGCUACUUCCAAGAUGCGAAAUUACUUAACCUCUCGGCACUCGCAACUGACCCUGACCUCAUGGCUAUGGGCAUGUUCAACACCACGUCGACCGAGUCCAAGUUUUUCCCGGCGCUGAUGAAAAUUUGGGAAACGAAUUUCACGAACUCUGCUGCGAAGCGAGAGGCUGUCAAGAGUGUUAGUCUCUCGGAUAAUCAGUUGGCCAAUAUCUCGGUAGUCACUACGCUCGCUCAGACAUUCCCCGACUUAGAGAACCUGGACUUGUCGAGGAAUGAUUUCAAGGACGCACAAGCUCUUAUCGCGUGGCGCUGGAAAUUUAGAAAUCUUGAAUUCCUCGAUCUCACAGGGAAUCCAUUCAGCGCAGAUCCCUCCUUCAAGGACACGAUGCUCAAGUGGUAUCCGAAGCUGCGAAUCUUGAACAAUACGGAAGUCCGCACGGCAGAGGAACUGGCUGCACAAAAGAAGACGCCAAUUCCCGUUCAGCCUCCCUACUUUCAGGACCAGUCGCAGAUUGCCGAAAACUUUGUCAAGGCAUUCUUCACCGGCUACGACACUAAUCGUAGUGAUAUCCUAAACAGUGUUUACGAUCAAAACUCCACCUUCUCAUUAAACGUGAACGCGACAGCCCCGAGAGCCCAACAAACCGAGACAGCAGGAUGGGACCCGUACAUAAAGAAGAGCCGGAACCUCCUCAAAAUCAAUCAUCUACCAGCUCGAAUGUCUCGGGCCUACCAGGGCGUGGAAAAGAUCCGUGAACUAUGGAACUCGCUCCCGGCAACUCGGCAUCCCGAUAUCGCGGCACACCCGGAAGAAUGGCUUAUCGAAUGCCAUCCCGUGCCGGGUCUUCCUGAUCCGACUGGGCAAAGCGCAACGGGUGUUGGUGGUUUACUCAUUAAGGUGCAUGGAAAGUUCGAGGAAAUGAGCACAGGAAAAGUGGAAUUGCGCAGUUUCGAUAGAACUUUUCUUGUCGGCCCCGGGUCAGGUGCAGGAGGCAUCAGGGUGAACAGUGAUAUCCUCUGCCUGCGGGCAUACGGUGGACACGAGGCAUGGACUGUCGAGACUUCACCUGUGCCUCAAGCAGCCCCCCCAGUACAAUUGCCUCCAAUGCCUCAAGUGCCAGGAGUCCAGCCCCCGACCCAACCGGUGGCGCCACCUGCGACUCCGGCGGGCUAUGGUAUUCCUGCGCCUGGAAAACCCGAUGCGCAAGUACAACAAGAACAACUGGUGAUGCAAAUGAGCGCCAAGACAAACAUGACUUUGCAGUACUCUGAGAUGGCGCUCUCGGGUAAUGGAUGGAACGUAGAAGUUGCGUUGAAGAAUUUCGAGGAUCUCAAAGCACAGGGACAACUGCCACCGGACGCUUUCCUCCCUGGGACGGCUUGA